This is a messenger RNA of Dracunculus medinensis (Guinea worm), 618 nucleotides long. The record is from the annotation of a GenBank genome assembly. Lineage: Eukaryota; Metazoa; Nematoda; Chromadorea; Rhabditida; Dracunculidae.
AUGAGUGUCGUGGAAGAUAUUCUUCAGAAAAAAAUUGCAGAAAAAACGAAAGAAUGUGAGAUGCGCAAAAUGUUAGGAGCACCUGAGGUCCUACAACUUGGCCAAAAUAUGAUUCGAUUAACGAAAGCCAAGCGAGUUUUGGAUAUUGGAACAUUCACCGGUGCUUCGGCGCUUGCUUGGGCAUUAGCUCUUCCGAUUGACGGCCAAGUAAUUUCAAUGGAUAUUACCCAUGAUUUUCUAAAUAAAUAUGGCAGGGAUAUUAUCGAAUCGAAAAUGGAUGUCGCAAAAAAGAUCGAUUUCAAGUUGGGCAAGGCUAUCGAUACUUUGGACUCUCUUAUAGAAGCAAAACAAGAAGGACAAUGGGAUUUUGCAUUCAUCGAUGCUGAUAAGCAGAAUUAUUUACACUAUUAUCAAAAAAGUAUGCAGUUACUUCGACACGGUGGUGUAAUUAUAGUUGAUAACGCUCUGUGGAGUGGAAAAGUUGUUGCUGAAGAAAAAGAUGAAGAAACAAAGAAUAUCGACAGUUUGAAUCGAUUUGUGUCAGCAGACGAUCGCGUUGAUAAUAUUUUACUAAAUCUCGGUGAUGGAACUCAUCUGAUUUUCAAAAAAUAUAUUUAA